GCUAUGGCAAUGGAGUUUUGUAGAAUGGAAAGAUGAUCUGUUCACCUAUUUAUAUUUACUGCAGAAGCACUAGCCUUGUUAUUUGCGAUACAUAAAGUGAUUGAAGUAAAACCAGACAGAGUAGUUGUGUUUACUGAUUCUUUGAGUUCACUGAAUACUAUUGAGACAGAGAGUGGGGCCAGGAAAGAUAUUAUAGUUGAUAUUUUAAUAGCAUUAAAUGAAUGUACAAACAGAGACAUAUAUUAGCAUGGGUACCAAGUCAUUCUGGGGUGCUAGGUAAUGAACAGGUGAAUUUUAUGACAAGAAAUGGGUUACUCCCUCUGAGCCAGGCAAAAAUAAAUACAAUAACUAAACAAAAAAUCAUGGAAUUAUGGCAAAAUCAAUGGGAACACAAUCUUAAGGGAGGGUUUUAUUAUGAUAUACAGCCAAAUGUUAGAUUAGGGAGUGAAACGUUUAGAGGAGAAUUGAACAGGGCGGAAGAAACUGUCAUGAAAAGACUGAGAGUUGGACAUAGGCAUUGAGUCAGCAUCUUUUUAGAAUAGGGAAACAUGCAGAUGGAUUUUGUGGGGAUAGUCAAAGGCUGGAAACUGUACAACAUUAUAUUUUGGAAUGUAGUCAUUUCAAACAACAGAGAGGUGUUAAUAAAUCAGUUUAAUGUAUUAGAGGUGGAUACUAAAUUAAUACUUAGCGUAAUGGAGGGAAACAUAAAACAAUAUAUUCAGACUACUGAAAAAUGGGAUGUAUGAUAUAGAAUGUUGAUAGAGGGCGCUCAUCAUCUGCUAGAUAGCAUGCGCCAACUUCCUUUAAUCAGAAAAACAGAAGAAAGGAGAGGGAGACGAGAGAGGAAGAGACGCGGGGAGGAAAAGCGAGUGAUAGCAGUUUAAAUCGUUUUAUUAAAAAUAAUAAUCAUCAUCAUCAUCAUUUAAACUGUAUGUAUGUAUACAAUCGUAAUUUCAGAAGCAGAAGAAAAUAAAUAAGCAAUCGCAAUGUCGGCCCAGGCUCAGAUGAGAGCUUUGCUCGACCAGUUGAUGGGGACGGCAAGGGACGGUUCAGUGUAUCUUUGCCAGCCUACAUCAAUCUGCAAGGGAGUUGCAGAAAAGCCUCAUGUUCAUCGAGCCCGGGUAUAAAUUUCUGCAGCUGAGGGCUUGAAGAUGCAGAUGGGUACAGUAUAUGAGGAAGCUCACAGUGAUGAAACUCGACAGAGGGUGAAGUUUACUGACGAUCGUGUCUGCAAAAGCCAUCUCCUAGAUUGCUGCCCCCAUGACAUUCUUGCUGGAACGCGCAUGGAUCUGGGGGACUGCUCGAAGAUACAUGACUUGGCACUGAGAGCUGAUUAUGAAAUCGCUUCCAAGGACAGAGACCUGUUCUUUGAGUUGGAUGCAGUGGAUCAUCUUGAAUCCUUUAUCGCUGACUGUGACAGAAGAACAGAACUGGCUAAGAAACGACUGGCUGAAACCCAAGAAGAAAUAAGUGCUGAAGUUGCGGCAAAGGCUGAAAAGGUCCACGAGUUGAAUGAAGAGAUCGGAAAGCUCCUAGCCAAGGCAGAGCAGCUGGGGGCCGAAGGGAAUGUGGAUGAAGCUCAGAAAGUACUUCAAGAGGUUGAGAGAGUGAGAAGCAGGAAGCGUGAAGCAGAGGAGGAAUACAGAAACUCAAUGCCUGCAUCUAGUUUCCAGCAGCAGAAACUGCGUGUGUGUGAGGUGUGCUCCGCCUAUCUGGGUCUCCAUGACAACGAUCGCCGCCUGGCUGAUCACUUCGGUGGCAAACUGCACUUGGGGUUCAUUCAGAUCAGGGAAAAGCUGGAGCAGCUAAAGAAAACUGUGUCAGAAAAGCAGGAAAAAAGAAAUCAAGAGCGCCUGAAAAGACGGGAAGAUAGGGAGCGAGAAGAAAGAAUGAAGAGGAGAGGGGAUUCUUCAGUGAUUGAUGCCCCAGGAGAACAGCCUAGGGGGACAGCAUCAGGGACCAGAUCACGAAGCAAAGAGCGUAAGAGGUCCCGCUCUCGGGAGCGCAGGAGACACCGUUCCCGCUCCUCUUCCCGGGAGAAGAGGAGGUCCCGCUCUCGUUCCAGAGACCGGGAGAGGAAGCGCCGGCACCGCAGUCGCUCCCGCAGCAAGGGCCGCCGGCGCAGCCCCCGCGACCGCAGCAGAGACCGGAGCUCCAAGCACAAGUCUUCAAGAGACCGUUCCUCCCGGGACAGAUCUCGGGAUAGGAGCAGGAAGGAGAAGAGCUCCUCAGAGAGGAGGCAGGAGAGCAUGAAUGGGAAGUCCGAGUCCAGGAGAUCAGAGGAGAGAGAAGCUGGAGAGAUAUGAGGAGAUCAGAGCCUAUUUUGUUCCAUGUUACACUGUACAUUCACAGAAAAUGAACCCCAGCAAUUUGUCUUCUCUGUUUCUGUACAUGUAGUUGAGCAUAAUUGUUAAAUACUGAUGGAUAUAAUGGCUUCUGUAGCUUUAAUAUACUUUUUUCUUUUUUUUUUGGAGGGGUGGGGGAGUUGUUCUUGGAAAAAGCUUUGUAUCUUUAAAUGAAAUCUGGAUGUUAUUACUUUCAUGAUCUCCUUUUUUGUUUUUUUUUUAAACAUUUUUUGCUUAUGUUUUGUGGUGUUUGUGUUUUUUUUUUUUAAUAGAAAACAGAUUCAUGUGAGCAGUGUCCUUCAUCAACAGACUUAGACAUUGUUUUUCUUGAACGGCCAGACAGGAUGUUUUGAGGUUAACAGGAAAUAGGCUCCUCUCUGGUUUUUGCCAUCUGUUCACUCCUGUACUGUAGGGAUUGAGUAAAUCAGCAUAUAUUUGAUGAUGGCUGUAUAGAUUUGGAACAAAGAACCAGUCUGCAUUUUUUAAAGUUUUGUUUUGAAUGUUAGUUUAUGAAGUACAGAAGCCAAUUGUGUAUAUAUAUAUAUUUUUUUUUUUAAAUAUCUAAACAAAUUUGUAUUGAAUAAACAUUUUUUUUUGUUUUGUUUUGUUUUUUCCCCCCAAACUUCUGUAAGCAGCAUCCCUGCAUCAAAUCUAAAUGGUAGUUGUACUUUCUGUGGUGGGGAGGGACAUUGCCUCUCUGACUGCUGCAGGUGAUCAGUUUAGUAAUGCUGUUUUUUUUUUUAUUUAUGUUUUUAUGUUACAGAUAUUACAAAUGAAUUGAAGUUAGCCAGUUGACUGUUGUAGGAAACUGCUGUUGUUGUAUAACAUUUGUGUUCCUUGCAUUCUGAGUAAGGAGUCUUCAUACCAAUCUCCAAAUAUGACUUGUAAUACAUUUUUGUUUACAAAUGUACAUGUUUAUAUAACUAGAACCUUACUCAAUUUUUUUUUGUUCCCCCCCAUUUGUUAGUUUUAUUUGGGCCACAUGUUUAAACAGUUUUUGCUGACAAAACUUGCUGUAAUUAUUGCACAAGAAUUUCCAAUCCAUUCCUGGAAAUAAUUUUUGUGACUCAUUUCACAUUAAAACGUAUCUGUUUC
Molecule: messenger RNA, 3440 nt
Organism: Acipenser ruthenus (sterlet)
Lineage: Eukaryota; Metazoa; Chordata; Actinopteri; Acipenseriformes; Acipenseridae
Product: putative RNA-binding protein Luc7-like 1
Exons: 13
Coding region: 1152-2306 (384 amino acids)
Biological process (GO): mRNA splice site recognition
Cellular component (GO): U1 snRNP; U2-type prespliceosome
Molecular function (GO): mRNA binding
Source: RefSeq, a predicted model, not a curated record